This is a messenger RNA of Perca flavescens (yellow perch), 2236 nucleotides long. RefSeq names its product kelch-like family member 26 (gene klhl26). NCBI's taxonomy places the organism in Eukaryota, Metazoa, Chordata, Actinopteri, Perciformes, Percidae. The transcript is spliced from 3 exons. The coding region runs from base 340 to 2160 and encodes 606 amino acids. The record is from RefSeq and is a predicted model, not a curated record. Gene Ontology annotation, molecular function: protein binding.
AAACAUGUGACCACCUCGGAACCAAUCGCAUAACGGGAUAGCUCAGAACAUUUGACUCCCUAGUUGGCCAAACUCUCUCUAAUAGACAGCGCUGCGUGAGACAUACCAGUGGCUCCUCCCAGUGGCCAGAAACUGUCAGUACAGGACGGACGUGCAGUAAACUAUUGGGUAGGAGACGAGGUCAUUACCGUGUUCACAGGGCCUGAGACAGACAGCUGUUCUCCUUCCGUGCCUGACAAACACACUUUAACUUUUCAAAACACCAUGAACAUGCCAAUAGUGCCGUUGAUCUUCUGGAAUUACUGAAAAUGCUCCAUGCGCGUUACUCUGUGAUAGAAGAUGGCGGAGUCGGAUGGCGUGGAUUUUGCUUCGAAAAAUCCACAGAGCAGUAUGGCUAACAAGAAUAGCACCCUGCGCUGUACAUUCUCGGCCUCAAGCCACAGUACCACCCUCCUCCAGGGCUUGUCGGUCUUGCGUGCUCAGGGCCAGCUACUUGACGUUGUGCUGGCCAUCAAUGAGGAGCGCUUCCAGGUCCACAGAGCUGUGCUGGCCGCUUGUAGUGAUUACUUCAGAGCAAUGUUUACUGGAGGCAUGAGGGAGUCGAAUCAAGAUACCAUUGAGCUGAAGGGUCUGUCCGCCCGUGGGCUGAAACAUAUCAUUGACUUUGCCUACAGUGCAGAAGUCACUUUAGACCUGGACUGUAUUCAGGAUGUCCUUGGGGCAGCAGUGUUUCUCCAGAUGGUCCCAGUCAUGGAGCUCUGCGAGGAGUUCCUCAAGUCAGCGAUGAGCGUGGAGACCUGCCUGCACAUCGGCCAGAUGGCCACUACCUUCAGCCUGUCUUCCCUCAAAGAGUCGGUGGAUGCCUUCACCUUCCGCCACUUCCUCCAAAUUGCAGAGGAGGAGGACUUUCUGCAUAUUCCCAUGGAGCGCCUCGUCUUCUUCCUGCAGAGCAACAAACUGAAGAACUGUAGCGAGAUCGACCUCUUCCAUGCCGCCAUCAGGUGGCUCCAGUAUGACGAGUCUCGCCGGGCUCAAGCCAGCGGUGUCCUCUGCCAUGUGCGCUUCCCCCUUAUGCGUUCCUCUGAGCUGGUGGACAGUGUUCAGACGGUGGACAUCAUGGUGGAGGAUGUGCUGUGCCGGCAGUAUCUCCUUGAGGCCUUCAAUUACCAGAUUCUUCCCUUCCGACAACAUGAGAUGCAGUCUUCACGGACACUCAUACGUUCGGACGUCCUGUCGGUCAUCACCUUUGGCGGGACACCCUACACUGACAACGACCGCACAGUGAGCACCAAGGUGUACCAUCUCCCUGACAUCGCUUCCCGCCAGUUCAAAGAGCUGACAGAGAUGGAGAUGGGGUGCAGCCACGCUUGCGUUGCCGUACUUGAUAACUUUGUGUACAUCGUUGGUGGACAGCACUUGCAGUACCGCAGCGGCGAGGGGGCGGUAGACAGCUGCUUCCGCUACGACCCACAUCUGAGCCAUUGGCUGCGCAUCCAACCUUUGCAGGAGGCUCGUAUCCAGUUUCAGCUCAACGUGGUGAAUGGACAGCUGUAUGCCACCGGAGGGCGCAAUCGAUCUGGCAGUCUGUCAUCUGUAGAGUGUUACUGCCCAAAGAAGAACGAGUGGACUAAUGUGGAACCAUUAAAACGCAGGAUUUGGGGACACGCAGGGACUCCCUGUGGACAAAAGCUGUAUAUCUCAGGGGGUUAUGGCAUCUCGUUGGAUGACAAGAAAACUCUUCACUGCUACGACCCAGCAUCAGACCAGUGGGACUUCAGAGCUCCCAUGAAUGAACCCAGAGUGUUGCAUGCCAUGAUCAGCACCAAGGAUCGAGUUUAUGCUCUGGGCGGUCGCAUGGACCACGUGGACCGUUGUUUUGAUGUGCUUGCGGUGGAGUAUUACAUUCCAGAGAAUGACCAGUGGACCACCGUCAGUCCCAUGAGAGCAGGGCAGUCUGAGGCGGGCUGCUGUUUACUGGACAGCAAGAUCUACAUCGUUGGCGGCUACAACUGGCACCUGAACAAUGUCACAAGCAUUGUGCAGGUGUACAACACAGAGACAGACGAGUGGGAGAGGGAUUUGCACUUCCCAGAAUCCUUUGCUGGCAUCGCUUGUACACCGAUUAUUAUUGCACAAAACACCACAACGCGAACCAUCUGACCUGUAACUGUGAAGAUUUUAUUCCGCGUGUGUGUGUGUGUGUGUGUGUGUGUGUGUGUGUGUGUGUGUGUGUGUG